Olea europaea var. sylvestris is the source of this 1751-nucleotide messenger RNA. Its product is annotated as protein DETOXIFICATION 27-like. Gene Ontology annotation, cellular component: membrane. Gene Ontology annotation, biological process: xenobiotic detoxification by transmembrane export across the plasma membrane. The transcript is spliced from 8 exons. NCBI's taxonomy places the organism in Eukaryota, Viridiplantae, Streptophyta, Magnoliopsida, Lamiales, Oleaceae. The record is from RefSeq and is a predicted model, not a curated record. Gene Ontology annotation, molecular function: antiporter activity; xenobiotic transmembrane transporter activity. The coding region runs from base 63 to 1487 and encodes 474 amino acids.
AACACAACAAAAUUCACAAACAUAGUUAUCCUUCCAAGUGACUAGUUUACAGUAUAUAGAGAAUGGGGGAAGAAAGCAAAGCACCCUUAAUACUGAGCCAUUCAAAUUCAUCCGUUUAUGAAGAUGAGGAUCUUAAACGAAAGAUUUGGAUCGAGUCCAAACUGCUUUGGCACAUCGUUGGCCCUGCCAUUUUCAGCCGGAUUUCGUCCUAUUCUAUGAAUGUCAUCACUCAGGCAUUUGCUGGACACCUUGGUGAUACCGAACUUGCUGCUAUAUCCAUUGUCAAUAAUGUCAUCACCGGUUUCGACUUUGGCCUUUUGUUGGGCAUGGCAAGUGCACUGGAAACCUUAUGCGGACAAGCAUUUGGGGCAAAAAAAUAUCAUAUGUUAGGGAUAUACAUGCAACGUUCUUGGAUUGUGCUUUUCGCCUGCUGUAUAUUGCUUUUACCCUUCUAUAUGUUCGCCGGUCCACUCUUGAAGCUGGUGGGUCAGCCCGAAAAUGUGGCGGAGCUCUCAGGUUCUCUGUCCUUGUGGAUGAUCCCUCUCCACUUCAGCUUUGCCUUUCAGUUCCCACUGCAAAGGUUCCUUCAGUGCCAGCUUAAGACUAUUGUCAUUGCUUGGGUGGCCUUAUUUGCACUAAUAGUGCACGUAACGGUCAGCUGGUUGUUUGUGUACGGACUGAAGCUAGGGGUGGUGGGAACCGCCGUGACUUUGAACAUUUCGUGGUGGACUUUGGUGUUGGGAAUGUUUCUUUACACCGUCUGUGGUGGUUGCCCUCUCACUUGGACCGGCUUCUCAGUGGAAGCCUUUUCCGAUCUUUGGGACUUCAUCAAGUUAUCCGUUUCUUCAGGAGUCAUGCUUUGCUUGGAGAAUUGGUAUUACAGAAUACUGAUACUAAUGACUGGGAAUAUGAUAAAUGCAGAAAUUGCAGUUGAUGCCCUUUCAAUUUGCAUGACGAUUAAUGGUUGGGAGAUGAUGAUCCCUCUAGCCUUCUUCGUGGGAACGGGGGUAAGGGUGGCUAACGAGCUUGGAGCAGGAAAUGGAAAACAAGCUAGGUUCGCAACCAUAGUGUCGGUCACGACGUCUCUAAUCAUUGGACUCUUCUUCACCGUGUUACUUCUGAUUUUUCACGAUAAAUUUGGGAUCCUUUUCUCCUCUAGCAAACCCAUUCUUGAUGCUGUCGACGACCUGUCUAUCCUUUUAGCCUUAACUAUUCUUCUUAACAGUGUCCAGCCAGUUCUCUCCGGUGUGGCUGUUGGAUCGGGAUGGCAAGGACGUGUGGCCUACAUUAAUAUAACCUGCUACUAUAUAGUUGGACUUCCCCUUGGUAUCCUAAUGGAAUGGAUUUUUCACCAAGGAGUUAUGGGGAUUUGGACUGGAAUGAUAUUUGGUGGAACUGCACUCCAGACACUGAUUUUAACCAUAAUUGUAUUGAGAUGUGACUGGGAAAGAGAGGCAGAUAAAUCAAGCAGACAGUUAGAGACAUGAAGAGGAUCAUCUCCAGUGGGAUGUAAGUAGCACUACUCUGGAUCCAUUUACAAGAAAGAGGAUGCAAAGAAACAGUGGAGAUAAAUUAUCAGAAUUUAAAUGGUCACAUCAUCAAACGAAGAAAAAUUAAAGAAUUAAGUGGGGAUAUCUAGAAGAACUUUCACGGAUUUAGGGUUGGACGUAGGCGGCUUUUGGGCAAAUCCUCUCUCUCUCUCUUACUUUUCCUUUGUUUUUAUCUCAAUUUUCAAAGUAUUACAUAAUAUC